CUGAUCAGUGGUCUCACCGGAGUCCCAAACUGGUCGAUGACGCUCCGUCCAGACAGCCAAUACCGUGAAGGUAAACAAUGCGCGCGGCCAGCUGGUCUCGCUCCGGUCAGCAAACUUGAGUCCAAAUCAGUUUUUAAAACAUUAACAGGACCAUCACCCAUUUGUCCAUCACAUGACGCUCCAGCUUGUGAGGGUGACAUAGUCCAAAAACUGCCUACCGUCUUCAUCUGCAAUGACAGAUAAGGUAAAAGAGCUCGUUUCCAAGUGCCUGCAGGCCCGGGACAUGGCAUACUGCCCCUACAGCCGCUUCCCUGUCGGUGCUGCAAUACUGACAACAGAUGGCGCUAUAAUCACAGGCUGUAAUGUGGAGAACGCCUCCUACGGUCUGACGGUGUGUGCUGAGCGGACGGCCAUCCAGAGGGCCGUGGUGGAGGGACACAGGCAGUUCACUGCCAUCGCUGUCACAUGUGACAUCAAAGACCGCUUCGUUGGGCCAUGUGGAGCAUGUCGACAGGUUCUUAUGGAGUUUGGAUCAGAGUGGAUUGUAUACCUGACCAAGCCAGACGGAUCUUACAAAGAGACCAGCCUUAAUGAACUGUUGCCGCUCGCCUUUACCCCAGCUCACCUGAACAACUGAUGAAGCAUCAACAGCAUCAUUGGACGUAGCUUUAUCUUGAGUAUUUUUGUGCUUUGUAGCUUCUAUGUCUCUUGAAUUGUGUUUAUGGCAAUACUGCAAAUUUGGUAAACAAUAAAACAUUUUUUCC
This is a messenger RNA of Scomber scombrus (Atlantic mackerel), 764 nucleotides long. RefSeq names its product zgc:103586. The record is from RefSeq and is a predicted model, not a curated record. Gene Ontology annotation, molecular function: cytidine deaminase activity; zinc ion binding. The transcript has 5 exons. Gene Ontology annotation, cellular component: cytosol. Bases 233 to 637 code for a protein of 134 amino acids. Lineage: Eukaryota; Metazoa; Chordata; Actinopteri; Scombriformes; Scombridae.